Molecule: messenger RNA, 1446 nt
Organism: Cornus florida
Lineage: Eukaryota; Viridiplantae; Streptophyta; Magnoliopsida; Cornales; Cornaceae
Product: UPF0481 protein At3g47200-like
Exons: 1
Coding region: 1-1446 (481 amino acids)
Source: RefSeq, a predicted model, not a curated record
AUGGAAGUGAUACGAGUCACUGUCGAUCAGAUGGUCGAUGAAAUUUUCUGUUCAAUUGUCCAUGUCGCUGCUGGAUACCGAUCCAAUGAUCUCCGUGAUUGGAUAGAAACGAACAACUCCAUGACACUGGCGGGGGGGCCAACGAACCCCGUCAUAGAAAGUGUCCCCGGCGUACUUCGUCAAGAAAAAGGAGGAGCUUAUACUCCCAGCGUCGUAUCUAUUGGGCCUGUUCACAGAGGUAAGUUAACUAGUCCGGAAGCAAUUGAGGAGAGUGUCAAAGAAUCCACAUACAUGUCUAGCCUAUUUCAACGAACAGGAAGUAAUGGUGGGCAAACAAUUACAAAAGAAGGAUGUGAGGAAACUCUGCGUCCGAUGGCUAACACUUUGAAAGCAUGCUAUCCAGCAGUCGGUCAGCCAGAGGAAGAUAUUGUUUCUAUAGUGACUAUUGAUUGUUGCUUCAUUAUUGAACUUCUAUACAGGCAUUACACAAUUCAGCAGCGAAGUGACCCAAUCUUGCGGGAUCAUUUGAAGUCCUAUGCUGUCCGGCGUGACUUAUUGUUACUCGAGAACCAGGUACCCUUCUCUGCCCUUGAAGAAUUGUUUAAUCUGACGGUGGAACGUUUUCAUCCCGUGGAACCUACCACAGCAGCAAAUAGAAGCCAACGUCGUCGACCCAACAUCUCCCUUACUCAAUGUGUCCUAUCCUUCUUUGGUGACAUGAUGGGCUUAAAAGAUGGUGACAUAUCAAAAAAGGGUGGCGGAUCUCCUAUUCAUAUACUUCAUCUCCUACACAUGUGCUACAAGCCUUGGCGAAUUGAGCAUGAAUUAGGAGGUGGUGGAGUAGUUAUUCCACGUGACCAAGGGCAUCCCUGCAGCUACAAACCCACAGCAGCACAACUCAAGACUGCAGGAGUCCACCUGAGGAAAAGUGAAAGAGGGAACCUUUUCGAUUUGGCAUUUAGGUCUCCUUUUGUUAUUAAUUGUAGAAGUGGUAAGCUUGAAAUCCCGCGUUUCUCCGUUUCUAAUAUCACCGAGUCAUUCCUGAGAAACCUCAUUGCUUUCGAGCAUUGUUGCCCUUGGGUUGGGAGUUAUUUCACGUCCCACGCUCUCCUGAUCGAUAUCCUCAUUGACUCCGUGGAGGACGUAAAAUUAUUCGAAGAAGCAAAAAUCAUACAAAACGAUUUAGGUUCAAGAGAUUCCGUAGUGCAAAUCUUCAACGGUAUUUGCAGGAAUGCAGAUCCACAUCAUUUUUAUUACAAUAAGCUAUUUAAUACGAUGGAAGAUUUCUGCACCCCACAGCGAGCCGAAAUGGAAAUAGUGAAACGGAACUGUGCUGGUAAUCUAUGGAUAAAGUUAUCAGUAUUCGCUGCCUCUAUGCUUUUUUUCCUCACCCUUUUGCAGACUGUGUACGCCAUGCUUUCUUAUCAUCAUCCUCGUAAAGCGUAG